GCAAAGUUUCUAACAAAAUUCAAAACCCUAGUAGCAGCUCUCUGUUCUUCUCUCGUCAGUCUCCCAAAGUCCCAAUCUUUGCCCUGCAAGCAACUGAGCUUCCCGCGAACGUAGCGCAAAAAAUUCUCUGCAAGUUCGUUCUUCUAUUGUCUCGUGAUCAUGAUGAAGAUAAAUACUCCGAAGAAGAAAAGGGUUCUGCGGGAACUGGAAAAGCGAGCGCCAAAGCUGGUUGAGACGGGGAAGAAGACGCUGAUACUUCAAGGCUUGAAGACUAGCAACGUGUUGAAUUCGGUUCUGAAGGAGAUAUAUCACCUGAAGAGGGAUAGCGCGGUGAGGUACACGCGGAAGAACGAUAACAUCAGGCCGUUCGAGAGUGGCGGCGAGACUUCCCUCGAGUUCUUCUCUCAGAAGACUGACUGCAGCAUAUUUGUGUAUGGUAACACUUCAAAGAAGAGGCCUGACAACAUUAUCAUUGGACGUACCUACAAUCACCAAAUAUAUGACCUUGUAGAAGUCGGUGUUGAAAACUUCAAACCUAUGGAGUCAUUCAAAUACGACAAGAAGCUAGCUCCACAGGUCGGGUCUAAACCAUUCAUCACUUUCGCUGGAGAAGGAUUCGAGAGCAUUGAUGAAUUGAAACAUUUAAAAGAGGUUUUGCUUGAUCUUUUCCGAGGAGAGGUUGUGGAAAGUUUGAGCCUAGUUGGGCUAGACCGUGUCUAUGUAAUCACAGCUGUAUCCUCGGAUCGAGUCUUCCUUACUCAUUGCGCAGUGAGGCUAAAAAAGUCUGGGUCUGUAGUCCCAAGGAUCGAAUUGGUUGAAGUUGGCCCUUCUAUGGAUCUUGUGGUUCGCCGUCAUCGCCUUCCUAACGAAAGUUUGAGGAAGGAAGCUAUGAGAAUUUCCACAGAUGGUCUUAAGAAGAAGAUUAAAAAUGUUGUUGGAGAUUCCAUACAGGGAAAGGUCGGGAAGAUUUAUAUGCCUGAUCAGAAGAUUGGAGAAAUGGCACUACCUAACAAAGCCAAAGGGGUAAAGAGAGAACGCCGUGAAGCCAAGAUAAAGCACAGUGAGCACGCAGCAAAGAAGAAGAAGGAAGAUGCUGCUGACUGAUUAAUAAUGCCAUUUGGGUUAUUGCUGACGCUCCUUUGGCACUCGGAUAUGUAUACUUCUUUUGAGGGCUUGCGUUGUCGAACUUCUGGAUGAAAGAUCAGAGGGAAGAAAACUGGGUUGUUAAUAUCCAGUCGCCAAGACAUCACUUGUGUUUCUCGGUCAAUAUGUCAACACAAUUGAUCGAGUUUUUUGUAGCCGUAAUCGAAACGAUAUCAUUGCAUUAAACUGCAUAUGUAAUUUUCUCCACAAUGCCCAGUACAACGAGUGUUCUAAUAGAGCUAGGUAUCAAUG
Messenger RNA from Linum trigynum, 1395 nucleotides. The record is from the annotation of a GenBank genome assembly. NCBI's taxonomy places the organism in Eukaryota, Viridiplantae, Streptophyta, Magnoliopsida, Malpighiales, Linaceae.